Sciurus carolinensis (gray squirrel) is the source of this 5392-nucleotide messenger RNA. It is a transcript of the gene Lrrc14, whose product is annotated as leucine rich repeat containing 14. The record is from RefSeq and is a predicted model, not a curated record. Bases 458 to 1939 code for a protein of 493 amino acids. Gene Ontology annotation, cellular component: cytoplasm. Lineage: Eukaryota; Metazoa; Chordata; Mammalia; Rodentia; Sciuridae. The transcript is spliced from 4 exons. Gene Ontology annotation, molecular function: kinase binding.
GUCCUCGCGAGAUUUGCGCACGGCAACGCCAGGCCGAGGGUGGGCGUGUGAGUUUUCCUAGGAAGUGGCCUCCUAAGGACUUGUCGAGAGGGCAGCAAGUUCAGGGCCCUGCGGCCGGACUGCUCCCUGCCCCUUACUUGGGCUGUGACCUUGGUCAAGGCCUAGGCCUUAGCUUUCCAAUCUGUCGGAGGGGGAUCAGAGUGAGGUGGCUGGCGCACAGGAAGUCUGCUUAAAUCAGAAGCAGGGCUGAGCCCAUGUGUUGCAGAUAUCCUGCAGCCUUGGAUCUUUUGCAUGCAUCUUCUAAGCUUGCGUGCUGUUUGUGCCUCAUUCGAGCGAUCUCAGACUUGGGCCCUUUUGAAUCCUUGGUUUCUCUCUCGUUGGUUCCUCAGGGAAGAAGCGAGAUGCUUAGACAGGUGGCGAGGGUCACAGAAGGUGGCUGCCUGCCCAGCCCAGCACCAUGCACACACUUGUGUUCCUGAGCACUCGGCAAGUGCUCCAGUGCCAGCCAGCUGCCUGCCAGGCCCUGCCCCUGCUGCCCCGAGAGCUCUUUCCCCUGCUGUUCAAGGUGGCCUUCAUGGACAAGAAGACUGUGGUACUGCGUGAGCUGGUGCACACAUGGCCCUUCCCACUGCUCAGCUUCCAGCAGUUGUUGCAGGAAUGUGCUCACUGCAGCCGGGCAUUGCUGCAGGAGCGGCCCAGCACUGAGAGCAUGCAAGCUGUGAUCCUGGGGCUGACUGCCCGGCUCCACACCCCAGAGGCUGAGGCUGACACACAUUCCCUCUGUAGGAAGCACACAUUGCGGGUGCUGGACAUGACUGGUCUCCUGGAUGAUGGUGUGGAGCAGGACCCUGGUACUAUGAGCAUGUGGGACUGCACAGCAGCCGUAGCCCGCACAUGCAUUGCCCAGCAACAGAGCAGGACUGCUGAACCUGGACCGGCCCCUGUCCCUGUGGAGGUUCGUGUGGACCUGCGGGUGAACCGGGCCUCCUACUCAUUCCUGCGUGAGGCUCUCCGAAGCAGCGUGGGUAGCCCCCUGCGGCUCUGCUGCCGGGACCUCCGGGCUGAGGACCUGCCCAUGCGCAACACUGUGGCCCUGUUGCAGCUUCUGGAUGCAGGCUGUCUGCGCCGAGUGGACCUGCGCUUCAACAAUCUAGGCCUGCGUGGCCUGUCUGUCAUCAUCCCUCAUGUGGCUCGCUUCCAGCACCUAGCCAGCCUGCGACUACACUAUGUGCAUGGGGACUCAAGGCAGCCCUCUGUAGAUGGUGAGGACAACUUCCGCUACUUCCUGGCCCAGAUGGGCCGCUUCACCUGUCUUCGAGAGCUCAGCAUGGGCUCCUCUCUCCUUUCAGGCAGGCUGGACCAGCUGCUCAGCACCCUGCAGAGCCCCUUGGAGAGCCUGGAGCUGGCCUUCUGUGCUCUGCUGCCUGAGGACCUGCGCUUCCUGGCACAGAGCUCCCAUGCUGCCCACCUAAAGAAGCUGGAUCUGAGUGGUAAUGAUCUGUCAGGCAGUCAGCUGGUGCCCUUCCAGGGUUUGUUGCGGGCAGCAGCAGCCACACUGCUGCAUCUUGAGCUGACUGAGUGCCAGCUUGCUGAUGCCCAGCUAUUGGCCACACUGCCCACUUUGACCCGCUGUGCCAGUCUCCGCUACCUUGGCCUCUAUGGCAACCCGCUAUCCAUGGCUGGCCUCAAGGAGCUGCUGCGGGACUCAGCGGUGCAGGCUGAGCUGCGUACUGUGGUGCAUCCCUUCCCUGUGGACUGCUAUGAGGGCCUGCCCUGGCCCCCACCUGCAUCUGUCCUGCUGGAAGCCUCCAUCAAUGAGGAGAAGUUUGCCCGUGUAGAAGCUGAGUUGCACCAGCUGUUGCUGGCCUCAGGCCGUGCCCAUGUGCUCUGGACCACAGACAUCUAUGGGCGGCUAGCUGCAGACUAUUUCAGCCUGUGAUCUCCCGGCUUUGGGUGAGACAGGCCAAGAGCCUUUGCUGGGACUCUGUUGGAGGCCUGACACAAAGACACUGGUCUCAGGUUUCCUGCAGGGUCUGUCUUGCCCCUGGGCACACCUUAAGCAUCCCAUGUUUUCUGAGUGCCCUGCACCUGCUCCCUAACUGACUGGCUGACUGCGGGCCCUGUGCUGGAUUUCAGGCUUGCACUACCCUGCUCUGUGUAGCUGCACUUGGCUGCUCUAUGAAUGUUCCUGGGAUCCCAGCUGUGAUCCAAGGGUCAGUGCUGGGCCCUUUGCAUCUUCUUACCAAGAGUGCAGCACGGUGGGAUUGAAGGUGGGGUGGGACCUGCUUCAUGGAGGCAUGGGCUCAUGCAGCCUGUGGCCUGUGCAGUGUUCCGUGCCCUGGCACCAGAGCCACCCUGCCAGCUGGCUAUGGGGCUGGAGGGUGGCCUCAAGGUACAAACGUGCAGUGUGUCUGGAGUUUGAAUCUGGCUGUUUAUUCUGUCCCAAUUGGCCAGUGUGAUUUGUCCCCACCUCUAUUGUUCCCCCAGCAUGGCUACUGGGCAUCAACUGUCAUUCGGCCUUCUGGCCCUCCACCAGCAUAGGGCCCCCCGCCCCCAAGAGCUAAGGGCCAGGACCAGCUCAGGGACGUUGUGGACCUUCCAGAUCACGGUUUCUUGCGGCUCUGGGACGUCUGCCGUCGACGCCUCACGAGUGGAGCCACGCGGGCCAAUGAACGGCGACCGCGUCAUCGGCGCGCGCCGCGGGCUUAGCAGUGAAUCUCGUAGGCAACGCGCGACGGGAGGCGCAGAGCGGGCGGCGGCCCUUCUGACCCGCCGCGGGCCGCGGGAGCCUCCGCCGGCCCCUCGGCGAAGAGGGGCUUGGAACGGUCGAUGACGAACAUCUCGUGGCCCCGCUCGUCGCGGAGCUCCUCCAGCUGCGCGAAGGUGCAGGGCCCAUCCGAGUAGUCGUUGACGAACAGCGCGCCUUCCCCCGGCGGCGCGCCCGCCUUUUUCCUCCGCCUGCGGCGGCGGCAGAUCAUGGCGGCCAGCAGCAGCGCCGUCAGCGCCAGUAGCGCGAUGGCCGCUGCGAUGGCUGUCUGCGUGGCCAGGCCCAGCGCGCGGAACGCCAUACUGCCCGCCUCAUCCCGCGGGGCGCGGCCGGCGGGGCGGGGCGGCGGGCCGGGCGGUGGCUGCCGGGACGCGUUGACCAUGAGGCGGAAGGGCACGCGUGCGGCGCCCCCCGCGUUGGCGGCUUCGCACUCGUACUUGCCCGCGUGUGCCAGGGUGAUGUUAGUGAGGAAGAGCAUGCCGCUGCCGGUGUCGGGGGCGGCCUGGCCGCCCAGAGCUGGCGCUCUGCCUUCCAGCUGCGCCUGGGCCUGCGGCCGGCCCUCGCGAGGUUGCGGCACCUUCCUCCAGGUCACCAGGGGCUGCGGGUACCCGGAGGCUUGGCAGGCCACCCGCAGGUCCUCUCCCAGGUUGGCUGUGAGCUCUAGCGGCUCCACGUGCACAGAAGGCGGAAUGCAGAUGAGGCUACUGCCUGAGACUUCCAGCAGACUCUGCAGUGCCAGACGUGGAGGCUCCGCACACGUGAUCUUCCUGUCCCUGGUGCUGAACAGUCGCUGGCCCCCCUCCUUGAUCCAAGCACCCAGCCAGUGGAGGGCGCAAUCGCAGCGCCAUGGGUUCUCUGUGGGCAGAGCAAGAACACCGUGUAGGUUCUGCUGGCUCUGGCAGAAGCCCACACUCCACUUCCCAUAGCCACCUCAGUGGAGUUUCUUUUCUGCCCCGCGUUCCUGGGAAUGAGGCAGGCCCUUCACCACCACCCCUGCUUAGUUCGAUGAUGCCUGUCCCUUAGGAAGUUUCUUCCCCAAACAAUUCCCACUGUUUUGGGGGAACCUCAGUGACCACAUGGAUAUUCCAACAACACUGAGAUCUUAAUUCAGAUAACCCUUUCCUGGAAAUGGCUCCAGUACUGGUCAGUUCUUUUCAGUUUUUGCCUGCAUGGCCCCAAAGUGUCCAAGAACCUCAAUUUUGUUAAGCCUUUCUGGAUUGGUCUACCUUUUUUCACUUCCUUAGGCAGGUGCCAAAGUUAUGUAUCAAACAGCACUUCAGUUGUCAGCAGCCCUGUACCACAACUGCAGGGGGGUGGUGUGGUCCUUCAAUGUGCUGCCCAGUGGUUUAUCACAGGAACCCCCUCCACACCUGAGCCUGCUCCCUACUGAUGCCACUGAGCCCAGCUAGAGACCUUUGCCUGAAGAGUUACCUGUGAGGCGCAGGACUUGCAGGCUGGCCAAAGGCUGUAGGGCUUCGCGGCUGAUGGUACCCAGUUGAUUCCUGCUGAGGUCCAGCAGGGCCAGGGAGGACAGCCCGGCCAGGGCCUGGUCCUCCAGCAGCUCAAUGCUGUUUUCUUGCAGGUGCAGCUCCUGCAGUCGCUGGAGUAGGGACAGCAGAUCAUCAGGAAAAAGGGCCCUGGGGAGCUAGACUAGGUUCACUUUUCUCCCCUAACUACUACAGUGCACAGGAUGACUGGCAGCACAAGAAGAUCCCGCACUUUGGCCUCUCACCGGCAGGUGCAAGAAGGUGAAAUCCAGCAGCUGUGCCAGUUGGUUGCCGGCCAGGUAGAGUACACGCAGCUGAGCUAGGCCCGCAAAAGCACCUCCUCGCAAGCCACGGAGCCUGUUUCCUGUGAGCGCCAGCUCCAGCAGGCGCGGCUGCGCACGGAAGGCGCCGGACUCCAGAGCACGCAGGCUGUUGUUGUGCAGGUAGAGAUGGCGCAGGGCGGCGAGUGGCGCCAAGGCGCUGGGCUCUAGGCGCGCGAUGUUGUUGUCCUGCAGGAACAGCGUCUGUGGGCCGGGGGAGGGCGAAUCUUAUCCCACUGCAGGAGUCUCGCUCCAUUGGGGCGCCCCAACCGCCCCGCCCGGAUGCUUACACAAGGCUCCCUCCAUCCCAUGGGCUCUUGCAGCCUGCUCCAACCCGAGGCCCGGCUGGCCCCACGUGGUGCCCACCUGCGUCCCUGGGGGGAUCCCCAGCGGGACGACGCGCAGGCGCAGGGCGCCGCACUCAACCGUGGCGCUGUAGCAGCGGCAGGCGGCGGGGCAGCCCGCGGCGCGGGGCGGGAGCCCGGGCAGUGGCAGCAGCAGCAGCCCCAGCAGCAGCGGCGGCAGCAGCAGCACGGGAGCCCCCGGGGCCAUUUCCCUAGAAAACGGCCUGGGGCUGCGAGCCUCCCCAGGGUUGGCCCCAGAUGGGAUGCACCUCCUGAAACACAGGUUGGCAGGCCACUGCUAAUAUUCCAGAGCCAGCCCAAGAGCACAAGUGGAGGCCCACAACCUGUGUCUAACUUUCCAAAAAUUUUAAGUCAGUUCAAGUGCUGGGGAAGUAGCUCAGUGGUAGCCACUUGCCUAGCAUACACAAGGCCCUGGGCUACCCUGAGUGCAGCCACCCCUCCCAAUAAAGAAAC